Brassica rapa (field mustard) is the source of this 2055-nucleotide messenger RNA. RefSeq lists its product as uncharacterized. NCBI's taxonomy places the organism in Eukaryota, Viridiplantae, Streptophyta, Magnoliopsida, Brassicales, Brassicaceae. The record is from RefSeq and is a predicted model, not a curated record.
AAGUCUCAUCAACAGAAAUUAAAAUUUAUAAUUUUUACCCGCCAUAUUUAGUGGGCCUAGAUUCGGCCCAUCUCUGAUAUUAAUCGGCUUCUUAGAUGAACAACAGUUUUAUUAGUGUGGGUUGUUCAAAAUUGUAUGCAAACCAAAAGCCAGAGCAAUGCUACGUACAAAAGGAUGACUUGCUUUGCUUUAAGUUUCAUGAGUUGUUGACAUUUUCAUUCAUGUCCUUGUGGUGGAUGUUGCUGCUGCUGCAGAUCAUAGCCACCAGUCCAGGCAGCUGGUGGUCCAUAAGGAGGAGGAUAAUAGCCUUCAACGCCUGCAUCUAUGUGCCUGAACCAGCAUUGUCAUCAUCUAUAGGGUAUGUGCACCUAGAACUACAAGAACAUGAGAUAUGUGAAGAUAAUUGUCAUUCAGUUUGCUCCAUGAUGAAUCAUGAAAGUCAAAGGUGAGAUUACAUAUCGAACAAGAACAUGAACAAACAAACCUUGCGCGGCUCGUGAUGUCAUAAAAACUUUUGUGUCCCUACAAGCUACUGAGAUAUAUAGUUAUAUAAUAGCAUAUUACAUAAGCUAUACCAAAAGCAAAACAAAUUAACAAACCUUUUUUUUCUCAUGUUUUUUUUUCGUCGGGGUGGAAGCUAAUCCCUUGGAUAUCUACUCACCAGUGACAGGCAAGCCCGGUUGUUCUACGUAGGAGUUAAAGAACCAUAGCCUUGACCAAUAGGACAACUUUUAUCCAAUGGAAACCACUAUGGUUAUUAACAAACCAUUUUAAGUACCAACAAAGUUAAUAUUUCAUACUAAAUGUGCUAUGUAUUGUGCAUGGAUUAAAUGUUAUUAUAAAAAUAAUUUACAAUUUCAAUUAUUUAAAUGGGCAUUUUACCAAAUUAUAAAUUUUAUACCAUUUAAAUGUCGAGUAUUUCUGUAUUUACAAUAUAUAUUCUGAGUUCACUUAGAUUAUGUAAUUAAUUCAAUACUCAGAAAAUAGUUAUUUAUUUAUUUUUAAAUGAAAAGAUAUGAGUAUAACUUUGGUGUUGAAGCAUCAACAAAAAUAAGUGUUAAUAAGAAUUUAUAUUGUUUUCCAUUAACGAUUAAUUUCUAAUUAGCCCUUUUUCAAAAAAAAAACGAUUAAUUUCUAAUUGCGAAAAGGCUACAACGGCUACAGUUUCCAACUUCCAUAAUGAACCAUGAAAGCCAAAGGUGAGAUUAGAUAUUGAAUUGAGGGGAAAAGAAAACUAUAUAGGGUAUAAAUAUUAAAUAUCAUAGUAAUGAACAUUAAAUAUAUCGGUGGAAUUCACAUGAAGCUCACCAUUUUUACCUAUAUACGUUCCUCACCCUUUACUCUCCAAUAGCUCUAAUAGACCCCCAAAGAAAUAAUGGAAGCCUUGUGGAAGUUGGAGGAUAAACUGAAGCUAACAACGAAAGACGCGGUAGUGAUCUUGGUCGGAACAGCGGCUGCAGUAACGCUCCUCUGCAUAGCCGCAGCGUUUCUCAACCGCAAUUCUCGAGGAAAGCAAGUAGCAGACGCGGAGUGGGCGUUUGUUGAGUCAAGAACAAUGGAUCAAAAGAGGAACUGUAAGUGGAGCAAAGUGAAGAGAAGGUUGAUGGGCUCGUUUUGUUGGAGCUCUGCAGCUAAGUGGAUGGAGAUGGAAACACGACCGCCGCCGCAGAGGACAUUGCUUGCGGUUAAAGAAAGGAGUCUUAAUGCGGUUGAUCAGGUUUGGCAGCGACCGAUUCUGAUGGGUGAGAAAUGUGAACUCCCGCGGUUUAGUGGUUUAAUAUUGUAUGAUGAACGUGGCGAUCCUAUUCAGCAUUCUCCAUCUCAAGAAGUUAAACAGACUUCUCUGGUAAGAACAACUUUGAGAGAUUUGCUUUGAUAGUUGUUUUCUCGAAGUUUCGUGUGUAACAAGUUUUAAAACCGCCAUGAAGGGUAACACAGAAACAACACAUGUUUAUGUAAACCAAUGUCUUAUGUGAUAGAGACAAAUCUUCUUCCUUUCUUGUGUGUUUAUUUGUUUAGAUAGGCCAAAUGGAAAAAAAAGCAAUAUCUUAUGAA